CCAGUUGAGAAGCACGACUGGCUGGCCCGCUCAGCCCUGCUUUCCCUCGGUCACCGUUGUGCUUCCAGCUCGUUGCGGUUCCAUUCAUGUUGUCUACUGGAGCCACAAAGGGACCCUACUGCAAGAAGAGAUCAUGGCCAACAUCACGCUGGAUCAUGUUGCCAAAUUCCUCAAGGAAGAUGCCCACCUAUUCACUUGUCUCACGUUCUUUGCUGCGGACGGCGAUGAUGCUCUGGGUGUUCGAGUCAUCAGUGACCCAGGCCGCUGUCUCAAGAGUGACAUCGACUUGCUCACUCUCAUGAUCCAAAGCGGUCGGGUGGAUUACAUCGCGGAGGUCCGAUUGAAGUAUACGGAUGAAUCAUCUUACAGCCAAAAAUCACUCGUACAGCUCGCUCGAGCUCUGGGCAAGAUGCCUGCAAUAACUGGCCUACAUGUUGAAACUGUCGCUUCCAACAAGUCCAGCAAAAUGAAACCAUCCUUUCCAGUAGAGGCACUAACUGCCUUUUUCAAAAAGAACAGACAGCUUGAGUACUUUACCAUGGCUGGAAUAGUGCAAGGGGACCACGAUGGCUUUGAGCAGUGGGCAACAGCCUUAUCUCGGACACGGAACUCUCUGGAAUCGUUUGACUGCUGGAAAGAUGGCGGUUCUUGGAGUCCUUCCUCGAAUCGCGUCCAUUCCAUGCAAAUAAGCAAAUGGGAUCCCGUCAUUCGUACAGUGGUAUUGCAAAACAGUGACACCUUGCAAGAACUAUUCAUUUCCACCGGAGAAAAAUCAUCCAAGGGGCUCACCGAGGAAACCUCAGCAGUCCUGGCGCGUUCCAUGCGAGAACCCAUGCAAUUGAUCGAGUUCCGGCCCACGUUCUCCAACAUGAAUGAUCUGGUGCUAUAUUGCAGCAAUCAGACAACGGGGAUACCCCACUUUCGUUUUAACUUUUUCGAGUCGCUGGUGGCUGCAACCAAAACAGGAGUACCGUUUUUGCAUGGCAUUCUCAAAGACCGAACCAAUGUCACGUACAAAGCAUUCAGUCUCAGCUUUCAGUGCAGGAGCGACACUUUGUCUCGCAAUGUAGACCAUGCGUGUCACGAUAUCGACGUGAGUUUGACGAACGGCUUUGAGGGUGUGGACAAUAUCCCGGCAGCCCUUCGGAUGGAGCUCUUGGACCGCCACGAUGGGAAAGUUUCGGAAGGACGCCUCGAGUUCCCAGAAACAUCCCUCUUGGAUCGGUCGUUUCAGCCAUUGUGGACAUUUGAUCCGAUGACCGCCACACCAGAGCAAUGGUGUCGCAUAAUGGCAGCAUUGGGGUGCCUGUGCCAGGAUGAACGUCUUCUGGACGAGGAAGUGGAUUUGAAUCCUUUGUACUACCUUGUGUCCGAGUACCACGACAAACUGCCCGGUAUAGGAACGCAAAAACCGGCCCCACAAAGCAACGGCAGGGCAACGACAGAUGCAGGAGAGAAGGAAGCCGCGGAAAAGUUGACGGCUGCUUAUCACACUCUGAAAGCUGAGAAUGCCUUCCUGCAAGCCGAGAAUGCUUCCCUUACUGCUCAUAGUGCCGAACUUGCGGAGGGUGCUGCUACACUUCUACAAAAGGUGGCGUCAUUAGAAGAUGAAGUGCUGUCGCUGAGACUGCUGCUCGAGGCCAAACAAAUGAAUGACGGAUGAACAUAGUAAAAGAUAUAAGGAAUGAUCUUCAAAACGAUUGGCAAAACUUGAAUGUAAUAUCUACUCUACUCCAGCCGGGUGUUGCUUGUACAUGAGAAAAGUGGCAGUAUGGAUUGGUACACGUAGCAUGGUUGCCGGACAGUUUCGAGUGUAGUUGUUGGACAGGCCAAGCCAAGAAUCAUUGUUUCGUUGGUUUGUGUUCGCAUCCCUGGACAAAAAAACUGGCAAGUACAUGUGUUUCCGCUUGGAGGCCCCCCAAAGAGUGAAAAUGGACCCUGGUGCAAAUACGAGAGCUCGUUUCUGCACAGACCCUGGUGAGGUGGUGACACCGCAUAUCUAUGGAGCUGUCGUCGCGUUACCGCUGAUUGCUGGGUCUGUAGCAUUGUUGGCCAACAUUGCACUUCCUUCCGAUGAAAACUCAUAACAGAGGGGAUUGGGCGUGCCACCACUGCUGUCCCCAGUCGUAUUGUUACGCCAUUCAGUCAUCAUGCUCACUCCUCCUACUGUCAUGAUUAGGUCCGAUGUCGGAAUGGAAACUGCAGAGAGACAAGUGAAUCGAUCUCCCAAACUAUCCGAAUUGCCAUCCAAGAGUAGAUAUUGAUCUUCUGGUCCACACUCAUAGUAGAAAUCAUCGAAUUGGUAGUCACCAUCCUGUGAAUUGUCGUCUGAGCGACAAUAGAGUCCAAUUUGCAAGGCAUGCCCCACAACCAGAUCAUCAUAAACAUCAUCUAAACAGGUAAUAGUGUUGUUGGGAUAUGUCACGAUUGUUGUCGGGUACUCAGAGUUUGUAGUGCAUUCCUGGACAAGAUACACGAGCAGAUCAAAGGCACAGAAGAAGGCACAGAAGAGCAGUCGCGGUACAAAACAUGUGAGCAAAUAUGUGAUGAC
Seminavis robusta is the source of this 2551-nucleotide messenger RNA. The record is from the annotation of a GenBank genome assembly. NCBI's taxonomy places the organism in Eukaryota, Bacillariophyta, Bacillariophyceae, Naviculales, Naviculaceae.